UUUUUCGACCAAUCACAGAACAAACCUUUUUAUCGGUUUUGACAACUCUCUCUUAUUAUUUCAUUCAUUCCUUUCGUUCAUACGCUAUCCCUAUAUUCUACAUCUACCGUUAUAAUUUGUUUAUAUAUUUUUUUAUCCGCUAUGUACGGUAUAAAAAGAGACUGCUAUUAGCAUAGACUUUUAACGCUUUCUCUCGCUCACAUUUUACACAUGUUAUUGUAUGAAUGAUGUACGAAUAGUACAGUUUGUUUUGUACUACUCGCGCGUACAACGGUGUUUACGUAGAAGAAGUUGAGUGUUUGCUGGGAACAAAAUAAUUGAGCGCUAAAUAGUGAUUUCCAUUCCAUAUUUUAAAAUUCCGAUGCAUGAAUGUGUCUUUUUAAAUCGAGUGCCUUGAAACAAUAAUUUACACUUGUGCAUCGAUUUCCCAAGAAUGUAUGUAUGCUUUGAUGGUUUACCACUUGGAAGCACAACGGCCUGAUCAAUUGUAUUAUCGGAACUAAGAUACCGCUGUAUGUCUGUUCGUCACACACGGUAUUGUACAUAGACAUUCGCCAAUGUAGAAAUGAGUCACUAAUCAGCGAGACACGGAUAAGGUCGGUUGUGUGUUUGCAGGUGCAUGGGUUCCCUGUUUUUUCGUGGAAUUUUACGAGAAAACGGUGUUGUUGUGAAAUAAUGCUCCAAAGUGAAAGUUUAGUAAGAGUAGAACAAUAUAAAUAUCGAUAGUUUGCCUAUAAGUCAAGUGACGGUGUUUAAUAUCUAAUCAAAUAUCAAAUCAAGUGUAUCGGCAAAAAUUUGUAUAUACUAUAUAUUUCAACGAAUAUGGCAUCGUAUUUAAACAAUCAGCAGCAAGUGCAAAUCCCAAUGGGCGGUCAGCAUGAAAUUAUUCCUCUUCAACGGAUGACAACCAGGGAAGAAGCGACGGAAAGACAACGAAUUCGCGAUAUUUUUGAUAGAUACGACAAGGCUGGAACAGGACUAUUAUCUAUUCAAGAACUCAAACGCAUGAUAAAUCAUCGGAGAUGUCCGGAUUUGCCAAAAGGAUUCGUUAAAAAAUUGCUUAAACAGGCAGAUCAGAACAACGAUGGACAUUUGGAUUUCGAGGAAUUCUACCAAAUGUCUCGAGAACAUCAUUAUCUCUUUCGAGAUAUGUGCGUCCGAUACUGCCGACUAGUGGUACCUAGUAGGAAUCCGGCAACAGAUGAUGAAACCGGGUCUGCAACGGCAUACCAACGACAAAUUUCCACUGCGACCGUUAUUUCCGAACGAGAUGGCGAAUAUGAACGUAGCAUGACUUUUUGUCCACCACCAUUGACAAUGUUAAUAUUUUCAAUCGUCGAAAUCAUCUUCUUCGCUAUCGAUAUUGUAAAGACUAAUAAUCAACUAGGAACCAGUACCAAUGGCCCAAUGGCAACACUAUUUAUAUACAACCCCCAGCUACGGGAGCAGGCAUGGCGGUUUGUGACUUAUAUGUUCGUACAUAUCGGUUUUAUGCACAUCGUGAUGAACCUUUUAGUACAAAUAUUUCUUGGGGUGGCACUCGAACUUGUGCACUGCUGGUGGCGGGUGGCGUUAGUAUAUCUAGCCGGUGUUCUAGCUGGAUCCAUGGGAACGUCUAUAUUUUCACCAAGAGUUUUCUUAGCAGGAGCAUCAGGGGGAGUUUAUGCAUUAAUCACUGCCCACAUCGCGACUAUCAUAAUGAACUGGAGCCAAAUGGAGUAUGCAAUCGUACAAUUGUUCGUUUUUCUCGUCUUCUGUGUUACGGAUUUGACAGUAUCGAUUUACAAUAGCUUUAAUGAUCCUUUCGAUAAGGUCGGUUAUAUUGCUCAUGCCAGUGGUGCUUUAGCUGGAUUUCUGGUAGGAAUUGGAGUACUCCGUAAUCUCAGGGUCAAUCCGUGGGAGCGAAGAUUAUGGUGGUGUGCAGUAACCGUAUAUUUUCUCUUGAUGGGAGGUGGUAUUAUGUAUCAUAUAUUCAACCCAAACCAUUUUUAUCCAGUCUUUGCCUAAUUUAAACAAAAGUACAUAUCAUAUUAACUACUAUUUAAAGAAAGAUUCGUAUGAGCUAAACGAAAGAUUUCACUACGCGAAAUUCAAAGGUUUGUCGAAUCGCAUACAAUGUGCCUUUUAUGAGUGCCUGAAUGGCCAAAGCAAGAAUGACCGAAACAACAAACAGCAGAUUCAAUUCAACGGGCGAAUUACAAAAGGCCCUGGCCACACGUCGCCUGCGUAAUAUGUGUUUCAGCUAUUGUCCAGAUUAGGGGUUCCCAAACGUGCUCCUUUAAGUUAUCGUAAAUGCGCCGAUGGGAAUACUAAUCCCACAUUAACGUAAACCAAAAGUUGGUGUGAAGUAGGGAUGUUACGUAUAUCUGCAUCCGCAAAUGCGGAACAUCUGCAUGAAAAUUGACAUCCGCAUUCGCAUCCGCAUUAUAUCAUGCGGAUAUUGAAAAAAAAUAUCGCAAAUCAAAUUUUGUAGAAAAAUUUUCCUUGGUGUAUUUGCUGCCCGCUUCAAUAACUUAUGCAGUGAAGAGGGACAUGGUCAAGCGAAAUAAGCAAAAUAAAACACCAGGGAUGCUACGAAUAUCCGCAUCCGCAUCCGUAGAUGCGGAACAUCCGCAUGUAAAUUGACAUCAGCAUCCGUAAUCACAUAUCCGCAUCCGCAUCUGCAGAUGUCGGAAAAUCACAUCCGUAACAUCCCUGGUGUGAAGUAUAGAAAAGGAAAGUUUUUCUCAUUGAUUUAGAAAUGCUGGUGCGGAGCACAAGACCUGGGAACACUAUUGAAUUGAAAUUCGGCCAUUCGUGAUUCGGCCAUUUGUUUUUCGGUUAUUCGCCUCGAGCCUCCUGUAUGCUACUUAUGAUAUAUUGAACACAAACUCGAAGCACAAAGUUUUUUCGUACAAUAACUAAACUUAGCGUUUUGAGAAUGGCAUUUUUAUUGAUAAGUGAAGCUUAGCUUUCAAUAUUCCAUUUUACAAAACAUGGUUUUUGCAUUUGUCUAAGUAUUAGCUAGUAUUAAGCUUUAACUGUUAAUUCAAGACAUGUUUAAAGUUUAUUAUUAAAGAAAUUUUAAAUAGAAAUGAUGAUGAAAUAAUAUAUUUAAAUGAUUUUUCCGACAGUA
This is a messenger RNA of Wyeomyia smithii (pitcher-plant mosquito), 3115 nucleotides long. RefSeq names its product protein rhomboid (gene rho-4). Bases 823 to 2007 code for a protein of 394 amino acids. The record is from RefSeq and is a predicted model, not a curated record. Gene Ontology annotation, molecular function: serine-type endopeptidase activity; calcium ion binding. Gene Ontology annotation, cellular component: membrane. The transcript is spliced from 7 exons. Lineage: Eukaryota; Metazoa; Arthropoda; Insecta; Diptera; Culicidae.